Pectinophora gossypiella (pink bollworm) is the source of this 4874-nucleotide messenger RNA. RefSeq lists its product as uncharacterized. Lineage: Eukaryota; Metazoa; Arthropoda; Insecta; Lepidoptera; Gelechiidae. The transcript has 2 exons. The coding region runs from base 112 to 1410 and encodes 432 amino acids. The record is from RefSeq and is a predicted model, not a curated record.
UCGGCUGUCGGCUACCGCUUGUUUGCUUUAUUUAUAUUCUCUUUGUGGGUGCUUGUUUUUGAUUUAAAAAUACUGUAUUUUCAAUUAAAACCAUAGUAUUUAUGUGUUAAUAUGGACGACGACGACUCAUCAAGCGACGUGCAAGCUGUGGAAGUAAUCGAGGAUGGCAGUAAUGUUGAAGAUAAACCCAUCUUGGCUCUCUUCAAUCGUCUGAUAGGCAAUGACAACAAACAAAAUACAGUUUUAACCAACACACAGAUGAUCUCGAUACUAAAUAAAGAAUUUAAUAUUGACACGAGCAAACUGCACGAUUUGGAGGUUGACAUUUAUUUGAGUGUCACGAAGAAGUUCUUGAAAGAUUGGCCGCAAUGGGACGAAUUUGACAACAUGAUGCAUUCCCUAAUAAAAGAGAAUAAUAAGGAGAACUUAAAGGCAAUAUUGCACACAAAAUACUGCGACUUGAUCAGUUAUUUGAACAGAAUGUUGGAAGAGGCGAAACCUAUGGCCCGGGAAGCUGUAAAGUAUGCACAGGAGCAGAAACCAGUUGUGGAUUCGGAGGCAACGGACGUCAUCAUGGAAGUGUACUGCAGCAGAGCACAAUUAAACGGUUUAUUCUAUCAACAUCCAAAUCCCGAGCAAAACUACACAGUGUUCAACAUGAACGUCAGCGGACCAUCAACAAUAUCUCUCGAGGUACCCAGUUAUAAAAGCAUACUCAACUGGUUCAAUAUCACAUUUGCACUUGGAAGCAACUCAUUCUACAUAACGCGUUCCUUUAAACAUGAACUGAGACAUACGCUUGUCAACAAGAACCUGAAAGUCAAAACUAAAGAAAUUGAAAUGGUGAAUUGCAAGUUUCAAGAAAAAUGCACACAUUCUGCCAAAAAAUGUAAUAAAAAAACACUUUUGGGUGUUAUAAACGAAUUGAGAAGCAAGGAGACGGACGAUGAAUCGGUAACGAGCAUCCUGUUGGACGUGAUUGAAGAAGAUAUAAAAGACUUGCCUGCUCAAAUAAAAGUUCCUGGUGGGUACCAGAAGUAUCUGUACCCAUAUGCUUAUGUGAGAUAUCUGUACACUGAAGUGCCAGAGGCAACCAACGAUCUAACGUGGAACAGAUAUGAUUUACAUCUGGAAGAGUUAAUGCGUCCCCUCUGUAGAUUCUUCAUUGGCAAACUCAAUCUGGAUGAUCGGAAUACUAAAUGUAAUCCCAAACAAAACAGUAAUCAAGUUUUAAUUGAGUGCAGAGCGUGUUCCGUUUCAUUUUCUAAAGCAACAAUGUUGGAGGAUCUACGUCAACAUAUUUUGACCGUUCACAUGAGCGAACCCGAUUUUAAGUGUACCAAAUGCCAUAUGGUGCUGUCUGUAUUGUCACUGACCCAAAACAGGUGGAUGCAUGAAUGUCAAGAAUAAAGGAGAAUGGGCGAAUCUGGUCCAAGAACCUCCACUGAUGAGACUUAUAUGUAAUGAAAGCUUAUGCUUUCUCUAUGAAUCUGGCAAAGUUCUAUCAGAUUCUGUCCCGGGGUUCUUUUUUUACGGCCAUGUUUGUCCUGGCUAAAAAUGUGAUAAAAUACAGUGGGAGCUAAAAUCGGCUCAAGAUUUGUUGCUGGAUAACUAAGUCUACAUAAAUAAUUAUGUAUCAUAUUGUAUAUCAUUUUAAAGAGGAUCUUUUCCAGAAUCCGAAACAUAAAAAAAAAACAAAAAAGUCUUUAUAUAAGCGAAUUAUAGUCAAUUUGCAUCUGCAGCGCCAUUGUUUCUCGGUAGCUAAGUUCAAGUUUCAUGCCUUUUACCCCUUCCAAAAGUAUCUUACCAAUUUUUUUUAUAUUGCUUCCGGAAUUUGAUCUGAGUGAUAAUAACAAGAAAAAUAAAUAGACACCUCUCCGAUAGAGACCGCCUAAGCUAUUGCCUAUUGCAAGAAAUCGUCAUCAUUAGCAAGUCAUUACGGUAUUGCAUAUUAUAAGCUUAUCAGCAACUUGGAACUUGGUCCAAGAACCUCCACUGGUGAGACUUGCAUGUAAUAAUAGCUUAUACUUGUCCUAUGAUUCUGGCAAAGUUCUAUCAAACUCUGUCCUAGGGUUUUUUUACGGCCAUGUUUGUCCUGAGUGUACAGUAGUGGACUGCAAAAUCACCUCAGGAUUUGUUGUCGAAAAAUUAUUUAACUAAGUCUAUAUACAUAAUUAUAUAUCAUAAUGUAUAUCAAUUUUAAAGGGGAAGGUUAUCAGAAUCAGAAACACAAAUAAUAAAAUGCAUUAUGUAAACGACUUUUAUCCAACUCACGUCCGUAGCACCAUUUUUCUCAGCAGCUACGUACGAGUUUCGCGCCUUCCAACCUUUCCAAAGAAGCCCAAUCAUUUUUUCCUUCUUCUGAUAUUGCAUUCUUAACCUGACAAGUGACAACAACAAGAAAUAAAAUAGAUACCAUUCCGAUAGAGGCCGCGUAAGCUAUGGACCUAUUGCAAGAUAACGUACUCAAAGGCUAGUCAUUAUAAUCCAACAGACGUAACAUGAUUACAAUGCGGGAGGACGCAAAUGUAGUAUGUUUUCUUUCACCACAAUAUUGUUUUAUUAAUCCAGGCUUAUAUCUUGUCUUAUAAACAAUGCCGAAUGGUACAACAAACGUAUCGUAAACGUAAGGUUGCCUGGUAGUAAUUGCUACCUUGGCAAUAAAGCCGCCUUUUGCACCAGUUAUUGCCUGAACUUGUUUAAUAAAUGUGUUUCUUUUGUAUACAAUAGAGUCAUUGUAUUGCAUCUUGAUUAGAAUGACUUAUUUCUUGUUUCUCUCGUACUAAGCUGUAUACUGUUAGUGUUAAAGAGACACAUAUUUCGUCUCUUUCGCAUAAGGCGAUGUACUACAUUUCCAUCCCGCCGCAUUCUAAUCAUGUUACGUCUGUUGGAUUAUAAUGACUAGCCUUUGAGUACGUUAUCUUGCAAUAGGUCCAUAGCUUACGCGGCCUCUAUCGGAAUGGUAUCUAUUUUAUUUCUUCUUAUUUUUUUUUAUUUUUUUUUCUUUGUUGUCACUUGUCAAGUUAAGAAUGCAAUAUCAGAAGAAGGAAAAAAUGAUUGGGCUCCUUUGGAAAGGUUGGAAGGCGCGAAACUCGUACGUAGCUGCUGAGAAAAAUGGUGCUACGGACGUGAGUUGGCUAAAAGUCGUUUACAUAAUGCAUUUUUUUUAUUUGUGUUUCUGAUUCUGAUAACCUUCCCCUUUAAAAUUGAUAUACAUUAUGAUAUAUAAUUAUGUAUAUAGACUUAGUUAAAUAGUUUUUCGACAACAAAUCCUGAGGUGAUUUUGCAGUCCACUACUGUACACUCAGGACAAACAUGGCCGUAAAAAAACCCUAGGACAGAGUUUGAUAGAACUUUGCCAGAAUCAUAGGACAAGUAUAAGCUAUUAUUACAUGCAAGUCUCACCAGUGGAGGUUCUUGGACCAAGUUCCAAGUUGCUGAUAAGCUUAUAAUAUGCAAUACCGUAAUGACUUGCUAAUGAUGACGAUUUCUUGCAAUAGGCAAUAGCUUAGGCGGUCUCUAUCGGAGAGGUGUUUAUUUAUUUUUCUUAUUAUUAUCACUCAGAUCAAAUUCCGGAAGCAAUAUAAAAAAAAUCGGUAAGAUACUUUUGGAAGGGGUAAAAGGCAUGAAACUUGAACUUAGCUACCGAGAAACAAUGGCGCUGCAGAUAUAAAUUGACUAUAAUUCGCUUACAAAAAGAUUUUCUUUUGUUUUUUUUUAUGUUUCGGAUUCUGGAAAAGAUCCUCUUUAAAAUGAUAUACAAUAUGAUACAUAAUUAUUUAUGUAGACUUAGUUAUCCAGCAACAAAUCUUGAGUCGAUUUUAGCUCCCACUGUAUUCUAUCACAUUUUUAGCCAGGACAAACAUGGCCGUAAAAAAAGAACCCCGGGACAGAAUCUGAUAGAACUUUGCCAGAAUCAUAGGGAAAGCAUAAGCUUUCAUUACAUAUAAGUCUCAUCAGUGGAGGUUCUUGGACCAAGUUUCAUACAAAAGUGCCCAUUGUCAUUUAAUAUGAUCUGGAGUUUUUUUAUUUCAUGCUCUUUCAACUAAGUAUAGCCCUCUAUGGAUGUGAAAUUUGGACACUGACACGGAAGGACAGAAAGAAACUCGAGGCCUUUGAGAUGUGGUGUUGGAGGAGGAUGGAAAGAAUAAGUUGGACAGAAAGGGUUACAAAUGAGGAAGUGCUAGUAAGAGAAUAAGAGACAAAUACUGAGAAUUAUUGAGGACAGAAGAGGCAAGAUGAUUGGACACCUAAUAUCCAAUUUGUUUAUAGACACGACGAAUUCAUUAAAAACAUCAUAGAAGGAAAGAGAGGAAGGGGAAGACCAAGAAGAGCUUACAUGGAACAGAUUAAAGAAAAGGUUAACGUCGUGUCUUAUAGGGAUGUCAAGGAAUUGCCCUUUGAUAGACUGGAAUGGAAAAUGCUACACCGACAAGAGCGUGGCUCUUAAACUGAUGAUGCUCUUUCAACUAGGGAAUGCAAUCCCGAUAUCGCGGGAUCUCGUCUAAUUUUUCGGGAUCAAUCCCGAAGCAUAACGACGAGAUCCCGUUCGAGAUCAAUUCGAGAUUGACGGGAUUGGGCGGCAGUAGCCUUUUCACGUAGCUUUGUUUUUUACGUAGCUACUUUCAAAAUCACUCGUAACUACUUUCUAACUUCCUUAGUUAUACUUUUUGUUUAGAUUAUGCCGAUUUGGAAAGAAAAAAGAAAACUAAUAAUAAUUAUUAUUAAUAGCCCUCAAUGUCCCACUGCAGGGCAAAGGCCUCUCUUCCCUUCUUGCUCGCGCCACCGAUUCGAGAUGCGGUUUAACUCGUCGCGCCAUCUUUUCCGUGGUUAAUAAUAGUGAAGAAUAAAGGUUUUUGUUUUCUUUCACAAAA